UUUUUUUUUUCCCUAGUAGUUUUUUUUUUUUCCUUCUUCUUCUUCUUGUCUUUCCAUCCACCUGAUAUUUUCAUACAACAGCUAACAACGCUAGCAACACCUUCUUCAUCUUGUCAAAGUAUGUUGUCACCCAUCAUCAAUCAUCUUACCUCUUCCAAUGUUCAAAACAUGCUUCAUCAUGAUCCAUACAAGUCGAAUCAACAAUAUAAUCUUGAUCCUAUUGAAUGGGAAGAAUCCAUGGUAUCCAAGCUCUCCAUUUCGCCUAUAGUACCACUUAUUGACCUGUAUUUCCAUUUCCAAGAUCUUCCAUCGUUUGUCAAGCACCCAGAUUUUGAUCAUUUCGCGUAUUGUUGGAUGGAAUACCAAUAUAAUCUUGUUGUGAGUAAAGAUUUCGUUUGUCGACCCAAAGUGAUAUGCUGGCUUGAAUCCAUGUCAACUCAACUAGUAUCCAUUGUGACAAGGUACCCUACUGAUUAUCCACAAGAAGAAGAAGAUCCAGAAGCAUCCACUCGUCAUAUCAAGGCAGCCUAUCAACGUCUGAUCCAUCAUAUCAAAGUCCUACACAAACUGCUUCAUCUAUUUGAACAAGGUCGUAUCAUUGGUCAGUCUCCACAAGAAGUCGCUUUGCCAUUCUAUAAUCAAAUCCUUGAAUUCAAAUUAAAUCAACAAUGUCCAAUAUCCGCUCCUUCAUUGGAACAAUAUGUUACCUCUUCAAAUGUCAUGCCAUUGACUACCACAUCUUCGUUUCGAUCCUUGUCUUGUUUGGAAAUGAUUCCAUACUUGAAUGAUUCUUGUGCAUCCUCUCCACAUGUCCAUCCAUUAUCAUUGGUCUUACCAUCCCCUCAUCAGCAACAACAACAACCACAAUAUCAUGAUCAUUAUGGUCUUUUACCUUGGUCCACACCAGUCACACCUAUUGGCACCACCAUGACUUCACCUACUACCUUUUGGUCUUGUCCUGUUAGUCCUUCAUACCAUCGUAAUAACCAUUGUAUACAAAGCAAUUCAUCACCAUCCAUUAAAUAUGAAGAAGAACCAAUCACUCCUAUGGAAUUGGAAGUACCUGUAUAUCCCAAAUUGGAAGAUUACCAAAUCAGUAGCAACAUCAGUACCAGUAGUAGCAACAUCACCAACAAAAAAUAUCAUGAUGAUGAAGAUGAUGAUGAUGAUGAUAGUGAAUAUCAAUAUAGUCAAGAUGAUGAUGAUGAAGAAGAAGAAGAAAAAGAGAAUAUGGAUAAAUGCCGUGCCCAAAAAGAAUCCAAAUUUGCUUUUGUUGACCCAAAAAAGAAAAAACAAAGAAGACCAAAUAGAAAAACAUCAAGACAGACUAAAAGAACCAUUGCCAAACAAACAAUAUCAGGAGGAGGAAGAACAGCCACAUCGUAUGAUGAAGAAACCACCCAUUACUUGAAAACCCUUUUCUUCAGUAUCUAUAGUCGCCAAGAUAAAUUGACCAAGGAACAACGCCGUCAAGUAGUAGAACAUACUGGGUUAAAGCCAAGGAAUAUCACUUAUUGGUUUUCUAAUCAUAAACGUCGGUUUCAUUCUGCCUUGCAAUUGUUCAAGAAACUAUUGGUGGAAAGUGAUGGGAGAAUUCAAACUUAUGAUGACUUUUUGAUAUGGCGACGUGAAAAUGGUUUAUCGGAAGACAUGGCGGAUAAUGACUUGAUAAAUAAUAAUAAUAAUAAUAAAAAAAGCAUAUGAUAUUAGUUAGAUAAAAAAAAAAGUUUUUUU
This is a messenger RNA of Halteromyces radiatus, 1734 nucleotides long. RefSeq lists its product as uncharacterized. The transcript has a single exon. NCBI's taxonomy places the organism in Eukaryota, Fungi, Mucoromycota, Mucoromycetes, Mucorales, Cunninghamellaceae. Gene Ontology annotation, molecular function: DNA binding. The coding region runs from base 121 to 1704 and encodes 527 amino acids. The record is from RefSeq and is a predicted model, not a curated record.